This is a messenger RNA of Pteropus alecto (black flying fox), 6640 nucleotides long. It is a transcript of the gene TFEC, whose product is annotated as transcription factor EC. Lineage: Eukaryota; Metazoa; Chordata; Mammalia; Chiroptera; Pteropodidae. Gene Ontology annotation, cellular component: nucleus. Bases 99 to 1142 code for a protein of 347 amino acids. Gene Ontology annotation, molecular function: protein dimerization activity; RNA polymerase II cis-regulatory region sequence-specific DNA binding; DNA-binding transcription factor activity, RNA polymerase II-specific. The transcript has 8 exons. The record is from RefSeq and is a predicted model, not a curated record. Gene Ontology annotation, biological process: regulation of transcription by RNA polymerase II.
UUGGAAAUCCAGCUCAGAGCUCAAAGGUCCCCACACACCUGGAAAGUUCUGCAGGGACUCAGCUACAGAAAAUCCAAAGACAGCAAGUAAAACCCUUCAUGACCCUUGAUCACCAGAUCAUCAACCAGACUCUUAAACGGUCCUACCCUCCAACACCAGGCAGUGCACUUCUGGUACAGUAUGCACACCCAUCUCCUCAGAAUGAUGCUGGUCCCACUGGAAAUCCACUCGCCAAGUUGCUAACUCUUGGGAAAGAAGAUGACAAUGUAGAAUGGCAUAUGAAGGACGUUAUUGAGGAUGUAAUCAAUAUGGAAUCAAGUUUUAAAGAGGAAGGAACAGAAUCUCCUCUGCUAAUGCAAAGAACAUUAUCUGGAAGUAUUUUGGAUGUGUAUAGUGGUGAGCAGGAGAUUUCACCAGUUAAUAUGGGCCUUACAAGUGCUUCCUGUCCAAGUAGUCUGCCAUUGAAAAGAGAAACUACAGAAACUGAUACUCGAGCUUUGGCAAAAGAGAGACAAAAAAAGGACAACCACAACCUCAUUGAAAGAAGAAGAAGGUAUAAUAUUAAUUACCGAAUCAAGGAGCUUGGCACUCUUAUUCCAAAGUCUAAUGAUCCUGAUAUGCGCUGGAACAAAGGAACCAUUCUAAAAGCAUCAGUGGAGUACAUCAAGUGGCUACAAAAAGAACAACAGAGAGCCCGAGACUUAGAACACAGACAGAAGAAAUUAGAGCAGGCGAACAGGCGGCUUCUACUCCGGAUUCAGGAACUAGAAAUACAGGCUCAUGCUCACGGUCUACCAACCUUGGCUUCACUCGGCACAAUUGAUUUAGACGCUCAUGUCACCAAACAACAGACUCAUCUUGAGCAGAAUUCAGUAGACUAUUGCCAACACCUGACUCUGUCUCAGAGAGCAAGCCCUGAGCUCUGUGAUCAAGCGAUGGCCUUCUCCGAUCCUUUGUCACACUUUACAGAUUUAUCAUUUAGUGCUGCUUUGAAAGAGGAACAAAAGUUGGAUGACAUGCUACUGGAUGACACGAUAUCUCCUUUUGGAACAGAUCCUCUGCUAUCUGCCACUUCCCCUGCAGUUUCCAAAGAGAGCAGUAGGAGAAGUAGUUUUAGCUCGGGUGAUGGUGAUGAGUUAUAAAAAAAUAAACAUGCUCAAUUCAUCAAAUAGAAAACAAUUUUAUGCUGGUGAUAUACAAUUAUGUUAUAUGUUUCAUGUAUUGCUUUGGCUUUAUUUUUCUGAAAGGAAUGUAUUGUUCGUGAACAACUGAUUGAUUAAAAAACCAUAGAAGAAUGAAUUCGCAGGAAGAAAAGUAUGGUUUUGACGAAUCGAGGUCUAAAAAAGAUUUUUCCUCUUUAACUACAAAGUCCAAGUCUACUUAAAUUUUGUUUUCCCAGAAAGAGAUACAAUGUAAGAAAUAGCUCUCUACUUGAUGAUGUACUAUUGGAACUAACAGACUACAAAGAGUAAACUUAAUGAAAUAUACAAAUCUUUUCUUAGUUAUUCAUUUCCAUCUCCUUUCUAUUCAACUACUAAACAUUAUUUUCAAGAAUCAAGAUCAACAGAUCUGGUGGUUCAUUGCAUUUAUCCACUGUCUGGUGACCAUGUUGUCUAAUGUUCAAUCUUAAAUGGGGAAAUAAUUAAAAGACAGAUUACCUGUCACUUGUAAGUGAAAAGUAAAUCUAUAAUAAACAUUAGCAUUUUCCACAAUAAAAUACAGAAAAUACAUAAAAACUUUGAUUUCUAAAAUUAGACUCUAAUUUCUUUAGUCUAAUUACACAAAUUCUAAAAGCAACUUUGUAUAUUUAUGGAGACAUGCUCUAUUCAGAAAAAAGAACACAUUAAAUACUUUCCUCAAGAAUAUGGACUAGAAUUUCAUCCCUUCACACAAACAUAGCUCCACACACAUGAACACGAUGCAGGUAGAAUGUAUUUUGUUUUCCCCUUCAUUCUUUUGAUUUUCUAUUCUACAUCACAAAUCACAUUCCAAAUUCUCUUUUCUUCAUCAAGAAAAGAUGUUGAGUAAACAAUUUCAGCAAAUGAAGUAUAAAUAUCCUGCUACUAGGACAAUUUGUCAGGUAUUUAAAACUUAUCACUGUGUCCAAUAUUGGAGAUAAAUCAAUUAGUUGUUGAUAUAGUUUUGCUCAAAAAUGACAAAAUAUUUAAAGUUGGACUGCCAACUGAAAAUAAUUUGUAAAAUAGAAACUGUUAUUACAUUCAACUCUGAGUUAAAGUUCUACUCCCAUAAAUACUUAGAAUACUCUAUGAUUUUUGCUAGCUUUGCUAGCAUUUAUUAAGAAUAUUUAUAUUUAUGAUGCUUUCCUCAAAUUUUCUCUCUUGAACUUGUUUGAAGAUUGAGAACUGACUUAUCAAGUAUGUUGCUCUGUGCUGUCCCUCCACGAGAGGUCAUUUAAUCAAUGAGUAUUUUUGGAGGAAUACGCAUAACUUUAGUAGGUUCUGCGAAAAUGUGAAACAAAUAAGCCAGAUGUGGUCUUACUUCUUGGGGAGUAACAAGACUAUAUGAAUAACAACAACAAAAGAUAAACAACAUGUAGAAUUAAAGACUACAUGGGGCAGCAUAAGAUAUAAUAAAUACAGAGGUCAGAGAAAAUGAAAAUGAAUGAAGUUUGAAGAAUCACAAAAGUCUAUGAGAAAAGCAGGAUUUAACUUCUCUUAAAAGCAUAAAUUGAGUGAAGGAAAGGAAAGACAGAGGAAUAAUAUCAACCAGAUGAUAAAAAUGAGAAUAAGUUGGGGAAGUAUGGUACAUUCAUUAGAAAUAGAACAUUCAUCUGGCCACCCUAGAAGAUUCUUUUUGGAGAAUUCUGGAAAAUAAUAUUGGCAACAGGUUGUUAAAGUCUUUGAAAACUUAGGAUGAAAUGACAUAAUAGAAAUAGAAUUUUUGUUAGAAGGGAGAUGCCUAAAAAUUAAGAUAUUUCUAUAUAUUACUAACAUGAUUAAGAUGUAAUUUUCAUGAAUAUUGACUUGGUGAUACAUUUUUCAGGGUUUUAGGUAUUGUUAACGUGGAAAAUACACCAUCAGAAAUCUGAGACUAAUGCUGAUGAAAGUGAGACAAUAUUCAAUUUUAAUGGUAUAAUAAUUAUCUCAGGCUUAGCUUACAGUAUUAGCUUGGAGUUUGGAGAUUUAAAAUAGUCUUCAUUGUCUGACAUGGAAAAAAUAAUUCUCAAAUUACAGGAACAGUUAUUAAAGCCAGACAGAUAAAUUCACCUGUAAUCUGACACAUGAAAAAGAGCAAUAAGAUAUACUUCCGUAAGAAUUUUCAGAACAUUAUAUACUUUUAACUUUAUAACAAAAUUCCACUUCACUAAAGAGUUGAUAAUUUAACAUGGCAAAUCAUAGAGAAGGAAUAUAUUUUUGGGUCCAUGGAAAACACAUCAUUCUAGAUAGAGGCUAAUUUAUUUUCUCAUAUUAUCCAUUAUUCUCUUUUCUUCAUAUUCUGAGAAGACUUGCUCUGAUAAUGUCAUUAUUUCGUCAUUGCUUUCCAUUCUGUUAAAAUACUACUAUCCAGCCCUGAAACCUAUUCCUUAUAGUCUUAGCUAAUUGUAAGAACUUGAUACAGGAUGGUAAAGUCUGGACAAAAGCAGUCUGGAAAGGGAGUUAAUAUUUGUUGCUACUCUCAGAUUAUAAUAACAAUUAGGAAAUUAUAAAAUGGGUAAUGGAUUUUUAAAGACAGAGUGAAGAGUAGCGUUGUGUCACAAAAGUUAUAGAUCCUCUCACCAGAAAUACAGAAUUGUGUAUAAUGUCAAAAAUUUGCAUGCACCAAGAGGUUUUAGGAAACUCCUGAUUAUCUCCUUGGGUCCCAAGCGAAGAAUUAUUGUAACAGGUCUGUUACUUUAGUAGAUAGCAUUGUAGUGAUGUAUCUAUCAAGAGCGAAGUGCAUAGUUAAUGUUACAUAUAAUGAUGGAGGAGGGAGCCCUAGUUAUCAGAAUAUCAUUAUCCUAACAUCAAUAGUUAGGUGAGGUUUCAUAGGAAAGUGAAAGUGUACCAAACACUAGACUAUUCACUAAGGAAUUUCACUUAUAAAAUAGUCCCCUUUUAAACACCCCAUCAUAUCUAUAUGCCUUCAGCUAUAUAUUUAUGUAACAUAUUUAUGGAUCAGUUUCUCUAUGACUAUUUGAUAUUGUAAACAUCUGACAAUAACAUUUUAAAUCAAUACAAAUAAAUAUCAAAGUAAAAAUAUAAAUUCAAAAGCAAAAUUAUUUGAUUAAGAAUCAGGAGUAAAUCUUGGGAAAAUUGAUUGUCUAGAAUAUUUUUGCAAAAAUUAGCCUUCUGAUAACAGUAAAGGAGAUGUAUUUAUCCAACAAUUUUGUCACAAAAAGCAUUCACUUUCACCAGACCGUUAAUAUACAAUUAACCAAGCCUGUUCAUUCAAAAAUUAAUGCAUAAUUACAAUGCUAAAAACUUUGUGAAAAAUAAGGUAAAUAGUUUCUAUUAUUUUUAGUUAUCUUUUCAAUAAUAUCCCAUCUAAUCUUUUUCUUGUUUUAUAUUAAAAUAUUGGCUGCUUUUUCAUGGAUUCACAUUAAGCAACCUUUCCGACUCUCAAGCAUCUUAAAAUAACAAGAGUCUCCUAUAAGUAGAUAUAGAUCUUCAUAAUUUUUUUAGUAUUCGUUCUCAAACUUUUCUCAUAACUGAAGAAUAUAUAAACAGACCAUAUUUCCUCAGUUUAUUAAUGUGAUGAUAUCAGCGAUUAUAGCUUUAUGUCAGUACAAAAGCUCUAAGUCAUAAAUAGCUAGAUGAGCUGAGGACAUUGAGAAAUAGCAUUCCUCCUCCUUUUUAAAUUCAUUUUUAUCCAUUUACAUGACUGUAAAAAAUAUUAAAUAGCUAUUACUUGAAAAAAAUUAGAUACAACGAGUCUUAAUUUGUUAUGCUCACUUACCUUUAUGUCAAGGAGAAUUUAGGUUUUACAAUGUAAAUAAGAGUACAUUCUUUCUUUGUCUUGAUAGAGUCAUAUUGGCAUUUUCUUGUACUUCAAGGUAUUAUGAAACUACUUUUUGCUGUUCUAACAUUGUGGAAUUUCAAUAUUUAAAUAAAUAAAUGGCAUAACGGUUUCAAUGUUUUUACAAUGUGUCUAGGCUUUGACAUACUAACCUUAUGAUAUCUAAGAUGUAGAUGAAAACUGGAAUCAAUUAACAAUUUUUGUGUUAUCAGCACUAGAUCAACCAUCUAGGUUCUUGAAAACACCUGAAAGAUUGAAUUUUGCUUUAGUAUUGAUAAUGGCAUAGCCUAUAUAUGCUAUGUGGAAUUACAUCAUUUGCCCCUCCAGUGCCCUGCAUGUUAAUAAGUAUAAGAUGUUGAUUUGAGUUAGCGUAAGUUAUAUAGACAAAGGUUUUAUUAUAUUUACUUAAUAAAUACUAAGUACAUUUAGUGUUGCUGAUAUAAUGUUCAUAUUACCUUUCUGUAAUUAUUAUCCAUUGCAUAUACCAAUAUUUUAUCAUUUGUAAGAUUUUUAAUUUGUAAACAAAGAAACUUCAAAAAUGAUAAAAUAGUUUUAAAAGUUUUCUCUGUUCUACAUUUUUUUUCUGUAAGGUUCAUAGAAAAUAUGAGUAUAUGAGCGAUUAUCAGAAAAUAGUUAUUUUGAUUUUAAAAAACUUCCACUGGAUUCAACUAUUCUAAUGAUGUAAUACUACUAUCUGCUGCUUUAUACAUAAAAGAGAAACUUUUGUCUUCUUAUAUAUGUAUUUCUAUACAUCCAAGUGAUUUCUCUUUUGUGUUUUCUAUUGAUGAAAUCCUCAGUAAAAUGUCUUUUUACUACAUUUGUCCAGUAGACUUCAAGAAUUAAAAAACAAAGACUUUUGUGUUUGCAGUGUUACCUUUCCCAUUACUGCACUACCAUUUUAUUUUGAAAAUUCUGUAUUUUUCCCCAUGAAAUAAAUUUUAUUUUUAUGUUAUUUAAAGCUAGUGGUUAUGUAUAACAAACAAAAUGGAAAGUAUGCAAAGGAAAUGGGGUACUGUUACUUUGUUGAAAGAAUCAUGUAUAAUCAGGAAGUUACAUAUUAUAUUAUUCUUUAAUACAUGGCCACUGAAGUUUAAAAGCUAACUAAAUUCAAGGGUCUAAUAGCAUUGCUGUUGGUUAUGGCAUACAAGGCUAAAAUUAAUUUAACUAUUUAAUCUUAAUAAUAACAAUGUAGUUUAAAAUCUUUGACUUUAAUAGCAUUUUAUAUAUAUGAAUAGCUGAAGUAAUAUUUCUGUAAUUUUAAUCUAACAUUGGUUAGAUCAAGAAAACAUUGUUAGUGUAACAAGACUAUAGAAUUUAUAAUUAUUGCUAUUUUUCAUUUUUAAUAACAAAAUAAUGUCUUAUUUUCUAAGAAAAUGAAGAACACUGGUGUACUCUAAUACAUGAAUCUUUGUACACAUACUUUUAAAAAUGUGCCAAUGUUUUCUUUGCUUAUAUUAAAGGAAAGCAUAGAAUUAUUUAAUGUUUUAAUAUACUUUUUAUUUUGCCUUUGUGUAUAGACUAUACUGGAAAAUGCAGAAUACGGGUUAACUAUCAUCUGAAAAGAUAGUUAACAGCCAUGAGACUGUACAGUUGACAACUGCUCACUACAUAGUCCAUACUGAAAACGAUGAUCCAAUAUUUCCUUAUUAAUGAAAAUAAUUGUUACAUUCUACAAUAAAGUCUC